AUGCUUAAUUUAUCUACAAAUAUCAGUGAUGACUUAGUAGUGAUGUCGUCUUCUUCUCUUCUUGAAUCUUCUGAAGAGUCAGACAGUGAGAGUGUUAUUUUAAGACCACAUAUAUUAAAUAAAAUGGGCAAACCAUAUUUGCCUCAGUACGCAAUGUACAAACGUCAUGCGAUUUGCAUGCACCACUUCAACGUAAAGUGGCUUCAAGUUAUGGAGGAAUUGUCGUGGCGACUGAAAUCUAAAUCUAUGGAAACGUCAGGAGGGUCUGAAAGCUCCGGUGGAGAAGACGCUGAGGCGCGACGGUCACGACGUGGCCAUGUACUGGCCGAGCUUUUGCAGACUGAAAGGGCUUACGUUCAAGAACUUGGUUCUAUAAUUACUGGUUACAAAGAGGAGAUAGAAAAACCCGAAAACCAGCACGUUCUGCCUGCAGCUUUAGUUGGACAAGCGGAUGUGCUUUUUGGAAAUUUACAUGAGCUUUUCACAUUCCACCAGGAAGUGUUCCUCAAAGACUUGGAGAAAUCGAUUUCAGCCACAGAACUUGUCGCACUAUGUUUUGUUGAAAAGAGAGAAACCUUCUUCCGCCUAUACAGCUACUACUGCCAGAACAUCCCGCGGUCGGAGCGGUUGCGCGAGACGUUGGUGGACACGCACCUGUUCCUGCAGGCGUGUCAACAGCGCCUCGGGCACAAGCUGCCUCUAGCUGCGUACCUUCUUAAACCUGUGCAGAGAAUCACUAAAUACCAACUGUUGCUUAAGGAUCUCCUACGUUACAGCGAGUGUGGAUCGAUGAGCUCGGGGCUGCAGCGGGCUUUGGACUGCAUGCUGGUAGUGCUCAAGUGCGUGAACGACUCUAUGCACCAGAUAGCCAUUACCGGUGUACCUGUGGACCUCAGUCAACAAGGCGAAUUAUUACUGCAAAGUUCAUUCCUUGUGGUGUCAGAAAAUAAACGCGACCUUCGGCUAAGGAUACGACCGAGGCGUCGACAUAUUUUCCUCUACGAGAAGGCCAUGCUCUUCUGUAAGCCCGCUGCGAAGAAUAGCCACAAUAAGGCUACCUAUCAUUUUAAACAUGAUCUCCAAAUGUCACAAGUCGGCCUGACAGAGUCUGUGAAGGGCGACGCGCGCAAGUUCGAGGUGUGGCGGCAGGGGCGCGCGGAGGUGCACACGAUCACGGCGCCCAGCGCGGACGUGAAGCGCGCGUGGGUGGAGCGCAUCAAGCGCGUGCUGCUCGACCAGCUCAACGAGCUGAAGGGCGAGCGCGUGCGGCAGUACGGCGCGCAGCAUCACCGGACACUAAUACAAACGAGCUCGUGGGACCUGGGCCCGGGCGCGGUGCCGGGGGCGCGCGGCGGCGCGGCGGCGCGCGCGGCCUCCUGCGACGCGCACGACGAGCCCUGCUGGUCCACCGACCCCUCCGACGACGACGACGAUGACCCCGAACACGCGCCGGUGACGGAGGCCGUGGGUCUCAACGGUACCAUACACAGAAUGCUCUAUUCGCUGAACAUUAACUGUGGUGCGGUGGGGUGUGCGUUGGUGGCGCUGUCGGACUACACGGCGGUGGGCGCGAGCGAGGUGUCCCUGCGCGAGGGACAGCACGCCGACCUGCUCAAGGUGGGCUGUGCCGGCUGGUGGUACGUGCGUCUGGCAGGUGGACAAGGAGAAGGUUGGGCGCCGGCAGCAUAUUUGGAUCAACGCAAGACCUCGCGCUCGUCGAGUCGCUCGCACGACCGUCUGCACGACCAC
Molecule: messenger RNA, 1749 nt
Organism: Brenthis ino (lesser marbled fritillary)
Lineage: Eukaryota; Metazoa; Arthropoda; Insecta; Lepidoptera; Nymphalidae
Source: the annotation of a GenBank genome assembly